This is a messenger RNA of Dentiscutata heterogama, 369 nucleotides long. Lineage: Eukaryota; Fungi; Glomeromycota; Glomeromycetes; Diversisporales; Gigasporaceae. The record is from the annotation of a GenBank genome assembly.
AUGAACACGCGCGCAAAAACCGCUGGUCUUAUAAAAGAAUUUUUUUCUUCUUCUAAUUAUGCCGUCGUAGGUGCUUCAACAGAUCCCUCAAAAUACGGCAAUAAGAAGGAAGCGGAGAUCGAGGGAUUAAGCUGUGUUCCGAAUUUAUCUUCGUUACCAAAUAUUGAUCCUAAUAGUACAUCUAUUUCGAUAAUAACUCAGCCAAAUGUGUCAAAAGAUAUUUUGAAAGAGGCGACAGAAUUGGGAAUUAGUCGUAUAUGGCUUCAACCAGGGGCUGAAAACGUUGAAUGUCAAGAAUAUGCAAAUAAAGUUGGAUUGCAAAUAAUUAGUGGUGGUCCUUGUGUUUUGGUUAAUGGGAUUAAACGUUAG